Messenger RNA from Fopius arisanus, 6590 nucleotides. RefSeq names its product U5 small nuclear ribonucleoprotein l(3)72Ab (gene l(3)72Ab). Gene Ontology annotation, molecular function: ATP binding; nucleic acid binding; ATP hydrolysis activity. The record is from RefSeq and is a predicted model, not a curated record. The transcript has 2 exons. The coding region runs from base 21 to 6422 and encodes 2133 amino acids. NCBI's taxonomy places the organism in Eukaryota, Metazoa, Arthropoda, Insecta, Hymenoptera, Braconidae.
GGUUGACAGUCGUCGUAAACAUGGCGGACGCAGCGGCACGACAACUCCAAUACGAGUACAAAGCUAAUUCGAAUCUUGUCUUGCAAGCUGACGUACGUUUGAUCGAACGGCGAAGUCGAGAUGAGGCAACCGGUGAGGUCAUGUCCCUGGUGGGAAAAUUGGAUGGAACAAGGAUGGGUGACAGGGCGCAGAGGACAAAGCCAGGUAAAGCAGAAGAACGUAAAGCUAAACGUCAAAAACGUGACGAGGCGCAGUACGAUUUCACGAGAAUGAAGGGUGCGACGCUUCUCUCGGAGGGUGUAGACGAAAUGGUGGGAAUAGUGUAUCGUCCAAAGACCCAGGAAACACGUCAGACUUACGAGGUCCUCCUGAGCUUCAUCCAAGAGGCCCUGGGUGAUCAACCACGUGACAUUCUCUGUGGAGCAGCUGACGAGGUGUUGGGGGCCCUGAAGAGCGAUCGUCAGGACAAGGAUAAGAAGAAAGAGACGGAACUACUCCUGGGACCGCUGCCGGACGAGAGAUUCGCUCUAUUGGUGAAUCUUGGGAAAAAAAUUACAGAUUUUGGUAAUGAAGAGAAGAAUCCAACGAGCGAGGAGAAUAUUGAUGAGACCUAUGGGAUAAAUGUUCAGUUCGAGGAGAGCAGUGAGGAGGACGAUGAGGAUGUUUAUGGAGAGGUCAGGGAGAAUGACGACGAGGGGGACGAGGGGGAGGAGGCGAACGUCGAUCGUUUGAUUCAUGCUGAGAAUCUCGGGGGCACUGAGGAGGCGAAGAAAGAGAAGACCCUUCAUCCCCUGGACAUCGAUGCCUACUGGCUUCAGAGAAGACUCAGCAGGAUCUACAAGGAUGCUGUUGAGUCCCAGGCACGUGCUGCUCAGGUUCUGAAUGUUCUGAAAGAUGCGCCAAGUGAUCGUCAAUGUGAGAAUGAUCUCGUUGGUCUCCUGGGGUACGACUGCUUCGACUUUAUAAAACAGCUCAUGAAACAACGUCACAUGAUUGCCUACUGCACAAUGCUGGCGUCAUCCCAAUCAGAAUCUGAUCGUCAGAAGAUUCGAGAGAGCAUGAAGGACGAUCCAGCACUGGCGAAGAUACUACGACAGUUGGACACUGGUAAAAAUGAUGACGAUGGUAAUGAGACGAUGGAGGCGAGGGCUCAGAGGAAGAGACGAGAGGAGAAAGAGGAUUUGGUGGGACCUGGGGGACAGGUUCAAGGCACCAGGAAUAUUGUCGAUCUUGAGGAUCUAGUUUUUCCUCAGGGUAGUCAUUUUCUGCCUACCGCCAAGUGCACCUUACCCAAAAAAAGUUUCAGGAAGAAGAGGAAAGGGUAUGAAGAGGUGCACGUGCCAGCGCUCAAACCAGAACCUUUUGGCAAAGAUGAGAAACUGUAUCCCAUCGAUCAUCUACCCAAGUACGUUCAGCCGGCGUUCGAGGGCUUCAAAACACUUAACAGGAUCCAGAGUAGAUUACAUAAUACAGCUCUCAACAGUGAUGAGAAUCUUCUGUUGUGUGCACCCACUGGAGCUGGAAAAACGAAUGUUGCUCUAUUGACAAUGAUGAGAGAGAUUGGAAAACACAUCAACGAUGAUGGGACAAUUAAUGCCGAUGAGUUUAAGAUCAUAUACAUCGCUCCAAUGCGUUCCCUCGUACAAGAGAUGACUGGUAAUUUUGGUAAACGUUUGGCCAGCUACAAUAUCACAGUUUCAGAGCUCACUGGGGAUCACCAGCUGACUAGAGAGCAGAUAGCUGCCAGUCAGGUGAUUGUCUGCACCCCUGAGAAGUGGGACGUCAUCACGAGAAAGGGUGGCGACAAGACCUUCACAUCUCUCGUGAGAUUAAUCAUCAUCGAUGAAAUUCACUUGCUUCAUGACGAACGAGGACCGGUCCUUGAAGCUCUCGUUGCCAGAACCAUAAGGAAUAUUGAGACAACCCAAGAAGAUGUGCGUCUUAUUGGAUUGUCUGCCACUCUUCCCAAUUAUAAGGAUGUCGCUGUCUUUUUGAGGAUAACCCCAGAGACUGGAUUAUUCUACUUCGACAACAGCUUCAGGCCAGUGGCUUUGGAGCAGCAGUACAUCGGUGUCACUGAGAAAAAGGCCAUCAAACGAUUUCAAGUGAUGAAUGAAAUUGUUUACGAGAAGACAAUGCUGCAUGCUGGUAAAAAUCAGAUAUUGAUAUUCGUUCACUCGAGGAAGGAAACUGGAAAGACAGCCAGAGCUAUCAGGGAUAUGUGUCUGGAGAAAGACACCCUCGGGGCAUUUUUGAGAGAGGGCUCAGCAUCGAUGGAGGUCCUCAGGACUGAAGCUGAGCAGGUGAAAAAUCAGGAGUUGAAGGAUCUGUUGCCUUACGGAUUUGCAAUUCAUCAUGCUGGAAUGACCAGAGUCGACAGAACUCUUGUAGAGGAUUUAUUCGCUGACAGGCACAUUCAGGUUCUCGUCUCCACAGCAACACUCGCUUGGGGUGUUAAUUUACCUGCUCACACUGUCAUCAUCAAGGGAACCCAGAUUUAUAAUCCUGAGAAGGGACGAUGGGUGGAGCUUGGGGCUCUCGAUGUACUCCAAAUGCUGGGACGUGCUGGCAGACCUCAGUAUGAUACCAAGGGAGAGGGAAUACUCAUAACUAAUCACAGUGAAUUACAAUAUUACUUGUCCCUGCUUAAUCAGCAGCUGCCAAUUGAGUCCCAGAUGAUAGGAAAAAUGGCGGACAUGUUGAACGCUGAGAUUGUCCUCGGGACUAUCCAGAAUAUCAGAGAUGCUGUCAAUUGGCUGGGGUACACUUACUUGUACAUUAGAAUGCUCAGGAGUCCCACUUUGUAUGGAAUCAGUGGUGAUAAGAUCAAAGAGGAUCCACUCCUAGAACUCCAUCGGGCUGACCUCAUACAUUCUGCUGCUAUUCAACUCGAUCGAAGUGGACUCAUUAAAUAUGACAGGAAAUCAGGGAAUUUCCAAUCCACUGAACUCGGUAGAAUAGCUUCUCAUUAUUACUGCACCCACGAGACAAUGUCCACGUAUAAUCUUCUUCUGAAGAGGACAUUGAGUGAGAUUGAAUUGUUUAGGGUGUUCUCACUCUCUGGUGAAUUCAAAAACAUCAAUGUCAGGGAGGAGGAGAAGCUGGAGCUGCAGAAACUUAUGGAGAGGGUUCCGAUUCCCAUCAAGGAGAGCAUUGAAGAACCCAGUGCUAAAGUCAAUGUACUUCUUCAAGCUUAUAUAUCUCAGUUGAAGCUCGAAGGCUUUGCUCUGAUGUCUGAUAUGGUUUUUGUGACUCAGUCAGCCUCUAGGCUGAUGAGAGCCAUUUUUGAGAUUGUUUUGUUCCGCGGAUGGGCACAGCUCGCUGACAAGUGCCUGUCAUUAUGUAAAAUGAUUGAUAGGAGGAUGUGGCAAUCGAUGACACCUCUUCGUCAAUUCAGAAAAAUGCCAGAGGAAGUUGUCAAGAGGAUCGAGAAAAAAAAUUUUCCGUGGGAGAGGCUUUACGAUCUCGGGCCGAAUGAAAUUGGUGAGCUCAUACGAAUGCCAAAACUUGGAAAAACAAUUCACAAAUAUAUUCAUCAGUUUCCAAAACUCGAUUUAUCAACUCACAUACAACCUAUCACGAGAUCGACGUUGAGAGUUGAAUUGACGAUAACUCCAGACUUCCAGUGGGACGAGAAGGUUCAUGGAGCCUCAGAGGCAUUCUGGAUUCUCGUAGAAGAUGUUGACUCCGAAGUCAUUCUUCACCACGAGUUUUUCUUACUCAAGGCCAAAUACGCGAGUGACGAGCACUUGAUUAAAUUUUUUGUGCCGGUAUUUGAACCUCUCCCACCGCAUUAUUUUCUCAGAAUCGUGUCAGACAGGUGGAUAGGAUCAGAGACACAGUUGCCAGUGAGCUUCAGACACCUGAUUCUCCCAGAGAAAAAUCUCCCACCAACUGAAUUACUGGAUCUUCAGCCACUGCCAAUUACUGCCCUGAGAAAUCCCAAAUUCGAGAGCUUGUACUCGGAUAAAUUUCCACAGUUCAAUCCCAUUCAGACUCAAGUAUUCAAUGCAGUUUAUAAUUCCGAUGACAAUGUCUUUGUGGGUGCGCCCACGGGCUCUGGGAAAACAAUAAUAGCAGAAUUCGCAGUGGCUAGAUUAUUAUCUCAGAAAUCUGACGGCAGGUGUGUUUACAUGGUGAGUAAGCAGGCACUUGCAGAGCUAGUCUACACAGAUUGGCUGGUGAAAUUCAAUCAUCGAUUGGGUUACAAGAUAGUUAUGCUAACAGGUGAGACUGGUACAGAUCUCAAGUUAAUAGCAAAGGCCCAGAUUAUCGUAACAACAGCUGACAAGUGGGACGUGCUCUCACGAAGAUGGAAGCAACGUAAAAACGUCCAGAACAUUCAACUCUUCAUCGUCGACGAGCUGCAGUUGAUUGGAGGUGAGGAGGGGCCAGUUCUCGAGGUGGCUUGCUCAAGAGCCAGAUACAUUGCCCUCCAGCUGGAAAGACCCACCAGAAUAGUUGCCCUGUCAGCUCCCCUGGCAGAUGCCAAGGACGCAGCAGCUUGGCUAGACGCACAGGCAGCAGCAACUUUUAAUUUCCAUCCAUCAGUCAGACCAGUUCCCCUGGAGCUUCACGUGCAGGGUAUCAACAUCACUCACAAUGCCUCUCGAUUAGCUGCCAUGGCAAAGCCCGUUUACAAUGCCAUUCUUCGUCAUGCCCCCCAUAAGCCAGUUAUUGUUUUCGUACCUACCAGGAGGCAAGCAAGACUGACGGCCUUUGAUCUGCUGACUUUCGCCGCUGCCGAGGGACAGAAAACCAAAUUCUUCCAUGCUGAAGAGGCUGACAUUAAACCCUUCCUCGAUAGGAUGUCAGAUAAGACGUUGAAGGAGACUCUCUCCCAAGGGGUUGCGUAUUUACACGAGGGACUCUCCAGUGAUGAUCGACAUCUGGUCGAGCAGUUGUUCGAGAGUGGAGCAAUUCAGGUGGCUGUUGCCACUCGAGAUCUCUGCUGGGGACUUGCCAUCAGUUCACAUCUUGUUGUUAUCAUGGAUACUCAGUGUUACAAUGGAAAAACUCAUGCCUACGAGGAUUAUCCCAUUACCGAUGUCUUGCAAAUGGUUGGAAGGGCUAAUCGACCACUUGAAGACGACGAUGCUAAAUGCGUGCUGCUUUGUCAAAGCUCGAAGAAAGAUUUCUUCAAAAAAUUCCUGAAUGAACCGUUGCCAGUGGAGUCUCAUCUGGAUCACAGGCUUCAUGAUCAUUUCAAUGCCGAGAUUGUCACCAAAACAAUUGAGAAUAAACAGGACGCUGUGGAUUACCUCACGUGGACAUUCCUCUACCGAAGAUUAACACAAAAUCCUAAUUAUUACGGUUUACAGGGGGUGACCCACAGGCAUUUGUCAGAUCAUCUGUCAGAGCUAGUGGAGAACACUCUUGGGGAUCUGGAACAAGCCAAGUGUGUGGCAAUUGAGGAUGAUAUGGACACGUUGCCAUUGAAUCUUGGCAUGAUCGCUGCUUACUACUACAUUAAUUACGCAACCAUUGAACUGUUCAGUCUGUCUUUGAAUAACAAAACGAAGAUACGUGGCUUGCUGGAAAUAAUAGCAGCAGCUGCUGAAUAUGAGAGUGUUCCAGUGAGACAGAGGGAGGAGAAUCUUCUGAGGAGUUUGGCUCAGAGGUUACCACAUGCACCACAAGCCCAGAGAAUGGCUGAUCCUCAUAUCAAAGCGCAAUUGCUGCUGCAGGCUCAUUUAUCCAGGAUCCAGCUCGGCCCAGAGCUCCAGAAGGAUACUGAAUUGGUUCUCAGCAAGGCCAUCAGGCUGAUUCAGGCGUGUGUCGAUGUUUUAAGCUCUUCAGGCUGGCUAACACCUGCUGUCGCUGCCAUGGAGCUCGCUCAGAUGGUCACUCAAGCCAUGUGGUCCAAGGAUUCUUAUCUCAAGCAGUUGCCUCACUUCACAGCUGAGACCAUCAAGCGGUGCACUGAUAAGGGAGUGGAGAAUGUUUUUGAUGUUAUGGAGCUUGAGGAUGAGGAUAGAAAUAGACUUCUGCAAUUGACUGAUGCACAGAUGGCUGAUGUUGCUAAAUUCUGCAAUCGAUAUCCCAAUAUUGAGAUGUCUUAUGAGGUGCAGGACAAGGAUAGGGUGUACAGUGGGAGGACUGUCAAUGUUGUGGUGCAGCUGGAACGUGAGGAUGAUGUCACUGGACCUGUUGUUGCUCCUUUCUUUCCACAAAGACGUGAGGAGGGCUGGUGGGUCGUCAUUGGAGAUCCCAAAACCAAUUCAUUGCUGUCCAUCAAACGACUCACUCUACAGCAGACUGCAACUGUCAAACUUGAUUUCGUUGCUCCCACACCUGGACAACAUGGCUACACACUCUACUUUAUGAGUGAUGCGUACUUGGGAUGCGAUCAGGAGUACAAGUUCAAUAUUAAUGUCGGGGAGUAUGAGUCAGAGGGAAGCUCUGCCUCUGACUCUGAGUAAAUUUUCUUUUUCUACUAUAAAAAUUAUUGAGAUGAUCCUUUAGUAUCUAUUCGUGAAGUUUUUAGAUUUAGGAUUCAGUGAAUGUUUCUUACUGACGAACUGUGUACAGAUAUCGUGGGAAAAUUCAAUUGUAAUUAUGAUUCAGGAUAUGAAUAAAUGGUUUUCGAA